Messenger RNA from Penicillium robsamsonii, 801 nucleotides. Its product is annotated as HpcH/HpaI aldolase family protein. The coding region runs from base 1 to 801 and encodes 266 amino acids. Gene Ontology annotation, molecular function: aldehyde-lyase activity. Lineage: Eukaryota; Fungi; Ascomycota; Eurotiomycetes; Eurotiales; Aspergillaceae. The transcript is spliced from 4 exons. The record is from RefSeq and is a predicted model, not a curated record. Gene Ontology annotation, cellular component: cytoplasm.
AUGUCAUACCCAUCAGCCAUAACGACCUUGGUUCAUAACCCACAGUUACGCCUGCUCAAUGCUCUCCAAGCCAAUGCAAAGCCUAUUAUGACAUUUCUUGGCCUUCCGUCCUUCCGAACAGCCCAGGUUGUAGCCCAGACCGGUAUCGAUGGCAUCAUCAUCGACUGCGAGCAUGGCCAUAUCAGUGAUGAUUCCAUGCACAGCUCAACUGCUGCCAUUGCGGCUUUAGGGGUGUCGCCUCUUGUCCGUCUAAGGAUGACCAACUCGGAUCUGAUUAAACGAGCUUUGGAUGCUGGUGCUCACGGUAUCGUUGUUCCUCAAAUUAAUACCCCUGAAGAAGCAAGGGCUGUUGUCUCUCACUCAAAGUUCCCUCCACAAGGCCUGCGUGGGCAAGGCUCGGCGUUCCCAGCCAUCACCCACGGCCUCGACAUUCCAACAUACCUCAAAACGGCAAACGAAACGCUGAUUACCUGUCUUCAAAUUGAAUCGAAGAUGGGGGUCGAGAAUGUUGACUCUAUUUGUGCUGUACCUGGUGUCGAUAUGGUUUUCAUCGGGCCAAACGACCUUGCCCUAUCGAUCCUUGGUUAUGUUCCCGCCAAGGGUGAUGAGCCGGAAUUUGUUGAUGCUAUCAAAAAGAUCGUGGCUGCUGCCAGAAAGAAUGGCAAAUGGGUCGGCCGAUUGUCCAACGAUGGCGCCUCAUCCAAGGAACAUCUCAAAGUCUUUGAUACUGUGGCGAUGAGUUAUGACAUUCGGGCAAUUCAAAACUGGUAUUCAAGUGAAUUGCACAUUGCGCGCUCGUGA